This is a messenger RNA of Platichthys flesus (European flounder), 1756 nucleotides long. RefSeq names its product B- and T-lymphocyte attenuator. The record is from RefSeq and is a predicted model, not a curated record. NCBI's taxonomy places the organism in Eukaryota, Metazoa, Chordata, Actinopteri, Pleuronectiformes, Pleuronectidae. Gene Ontology annotation, molecular function: signaling receptor activity. Gene Ontology annotation, cellular component: plasma membrane. The coding region runs from base 3 to 887 and encodes 294 amino acids. Gene Ontology annotation, biological process: immune response-regulating cell surface receptor signaling pathway. The transcript is spliced from 6 exons.
UUAUGAACAUGGACAGAACCUCAUGCACUUAUCUGAUGAUCUUUUCCAUUUUGGUUUCCAUCUAUGGAAGAACUGAAGGCUUGUUUCCAUCUUGUCGAGUUGGGCUGAUGGUGCGGAGUGGCACGGCGCUGACGAGGGCGCCACACCAGCCUGUGACGAUCAGCUGCCCCGUCAAACACUGCGGAAAGUCAGUGAACGUCAGCUGGUGUAAAAUACUGAACAAAAACAUUUGUGAACGGAUAAGAAACACACAGAGUUUGGAAAUAAGACAGAGACACGGCAAGGUGAAGAAUGAACUGGUCUCUAGUUUGACUUUCAAAUGGAUUUCUGCACAAGAUGGAGGCCUCUACAGAUGUGAUUUAAAAGGAAACGGAUUAAGGGAAAUCAGUCACACCAUCAACAUCUCAGUUUCAGACAAACAUACAGAGUCUGAGUCAACUCACAAUGUUGUUGUUGUGUCUCGGCCCGCUCCUGGUGAUGAGGCUGAGGCCUGGCUGCCCUACUUCUACAUCUGUGCUGGCAUCGCUCUUGUGGUUUUCACAUUAUCGGCCUUUACCCUCCUGAGUUCUUACGGCUGGAAACAAAUACUGACCCACAAGUCAACGAAGGAAACAUCCACUCGUACGAUACCGGACCUGCCCAAGUGGAGCGCUCCUUCCUCUCCCGUCAUGUUUGUUCCAAGCGACCUCCACUCUCCAGGGACACCACCUUCCCUGCUCACCAGUGGGAUCCAGCCUUUUGCGGAGGCUGCAGACGAGCGUAAAGCAUGUCUCUGUGCCGUGUACGCCACCAUCAACCACACACAGGCUGGGAGACCUGCCAGUAAACAGCAUGCUGCCUCGGAAGGAGAUACAGACCCUCAGUAUGCUCCUGUCAAUGUUUCCUAAAUGUUUUUGUAUUGAUUAUACACAAAUGGAUGGAAACAUGUAGACACAAGUAUAGCAUGGUGUGGUGGAACAGGCAGAGGUUACACAGCCACUGUAGAGGAGGUGGAUGGAGGAGGAGGCUUGUGGUCACGCAGAUGCUACAACAAAGCAGAAGCUGUGUUUUAUUUGCUCUCUGAGCUUCACAUUUGUUCCAGCUGAUGCUGCUUUGUAUUAUUUGUGUCUUUUUAUAGUACUGUUCCCCCCUCUUUCAUUUCAUUUACAGACUUGAAGUCUUUUUAGCUCAUGUGACCCUGUCAGCCAUAGCUUUGUCGUUGGUAUUAAAACAUAAUUACUCUCAGCAUUUGAAUAAGAUCCUUCGGGCUGAUCUGUGCCGAGUUCGAGUUGUUUUCAAGGCAGCAGAUGUGUUUUAUUUUAGAUUUAUUUCUGCAUUCCUUCAUUCCUCACUGGAGAUCUGAAGAUUUUUGAUAAACAGCAAUCUGGUCUGUGAAAUAACAAAAAGAUGUAUGAGUCCAGCAUCAUCAUCAUCAUCAUCAUCAUCAUCAUCAUCAGCACCCAUCUCAAGAUGAGGAAAAAUUGCGUAGAAGACAGACAAAUAGCUCCUUGGUGGAUACCGGAAAACAAAGAGAGGGGAGGAACGACGAGGAGUUUUCCAAAACCAGCUUAAGACAAUAUGUCACAGUCGAAUACUGGUUCCCGUGUGAGCCCUUGAAACUCAGUCCUGCAAACCCUUGUUACAAAUGAUGCUGGAUUUUCUCUCAGGAUGUUGAAUUUGAAGGAUAUUCAGAAGAUUACUAUAAAAAAGUCUAAUUUGCAUACAAGUAAUAUCAUUUAAUUUGAUUCUUUCUAAGCAUUAAAUGAUCUCCUGACCA